Molecule: messenger RNA, 195 nt
Organism: Suillus clintonianus
Lineage: Eukaryota; Fungi; Basidiomycota; Agaricomycetes; Boletales; Suillaceae
Product: H/ACA ribonucleoprotein complex, subunit Nop10
Exons: 3
Coding region: 1-195 (64 amino acids)
Biological process (GO): rRNA pseudouridine synthesis; snRNA pseudouridine synthesis; positive regulation of telomerase RNA localization to Cajal body
Cellular component (GO): box H/ACA snoRNP complex; box H/ACA telomerase RNP complex
Molecular function (GO): box H/ACA snoRNA binding; telomerase RNA binding
Source: RefSeq, a predicted model, not a curated record
AUGCAUCUCAUGUACACGCUAGAUGAAAGUGGGAACAGGGUAUACACUCUCAAUAAAACAACAAAUACAGGCCGAAUAACCAAGUCUGCUCACCCAGCACGUUUCUCGCCCGAUGAUAAAUUCUCGAGGCACCGCGUCACUCUUAAAAAGCGCUAUGGCGUCCUGCUAACCCAGCUCCCUAGCAAGCCUAUGUGA